GGCCUGCAGUUAAAGAAGAUUAUCUAAUGAAUCCCAUGAAGGUAACAAAUCUAGGAAUUCGAGAUGAAUCGAGAGCUGCAACUCGGUUGACAAGAGAAAACUUCAUUGAUGACAUUCAACAUAACAUGGGAUCACUAGAAAUUGAACCUGAAACGAAUGAAGCAAGCUUUGGAGGAUGGAGUCCGAAUGAGUCUCGAUGCACUCGGUUCGGACUUUCAGCUGGAAUCGAUUCUUCCAAUGUUGAUUCAUAUGGUGUGACAAGAUUGAGUCCAAUUAAACUGAGUCCUGGAGUGAAGCACAUCCUGCAACCGAACCAAAACGUGGAUCCGGAUAACUCAAGGUUGAUCCAUUCAACCAACCCUUUUACAUCCCUGACCGAGAGCGGCAACACGUCGGAGACUCGGAAGAAAUCAACAAAGAUUUACAGGACUGUAUACUAGCCUAUCAGGAUAGGAGGCCGAAUUUUACUGCUCUUUGCAUUCAAGUUCCA
Messenger RNA from Hibiscus syriacus, 490 nucleotides. RefSeq lists its product as uncharacterized. The coding region runs from base 27 to 440 and encodes 137 amino acids. The transcript has 2 exons. The record is from RefSeq and is a predicted model, not a curated record. NCBI's taxonomy places the organism in Eukaryota, Viridiplantae, Streptophyta, Magnoliopsida, Malvales, Malvaceae.